Euleptes europaea (tarantolino) is the source of this 1041-nucleotide messenger RNA. RefSeq names its product IKBKB interacting protein (gene IKBIP). Bases 1 to 1041 code for a protein of 346 amino acids. NCBI's taxonomy places the organism in Eukaryota, Metazoa, Chordata, Lepidosauria, Squamata, Sphaerodactylidae. The transcript has 3 exons. The record is from RefSeq and is a predicted model, not a curated record.
AUGUCCGAAAUCAAACAAAGGAGAAAAACUGAUAUUUCAGCCAAACCAAAGGAAGAUCAUCAAAAACUGGACAAACAGUUGGGUUUGGGGAAUACCCAUACAUCUUUCUGGAUGGAUGCACGAACAGUUGCAAGCUGCCUAUCCCUCAUAGCCUGUGUUGGGCUAACGUGGUUCCUUUUUCAGCAGUCGGCUCAGCUUGCUGCUGUAGAAGAAAAUUACCAUUUAUUGAAGCAAGAUGCUGUGAAGUUUCGGGAUAUGGAAAAUAAAAUUAAUCUUAUGUCCACAAAGUGUGAGAAGACAGUCAACUUGGCGGAACAACUAGAAGAUCUUCAAUUAAUUGCCCAAAUGAAACAUCUACAAGAUGAGAUAGACACUAUGCAGACAUGGUCUAAAAACUUAACUUGGGCACAAGACCUCCAGCAAAACUUAACGUAUCUCUUUCAUGCAGUUACUACGUAUGAAAAGAGUAUCGCUUCUGUAACACAGAACUUUUCUUUAAAGAUUGCAACUGUGAAGACUGACAUCAGACGCAUUUCAGGUCUUGAAGCAGACGUGGCCUUAUUAGUAGAAAACCUGCGAACUAUUGAAGGUAAAAUGGAUAAAGUUGAAAAAACUACUGUACAGAGUAUAGGGAAUCUUCUUACAAAUAGCAUAGACAGGACUGCAAAGCUACAAAGUUCUGCAUCUGAAAAUGAAAGACAAUUAAUGCUCAUAAAGACCAAACUGUCUGAACUAACUGCUGAUAUUGUCAGACAAUCAAACAAGCUUUUAGAUUUGGAAAGUGAGAGAGCCAAAGUUUUGAAAACAGUAGCCUUUGCAAAUGAAUUAAAACCUAAAGUGUAUAAUUUAAGAAGGGAUUUUGCACAUUUAGAGCCAAUGAUAGAUGAGCUUACAUUAAGAAUAGGAAGGCUGGUUGUGGAUCUGUUGGAAAGACAGAAAGAAAUUGCUUACCUAUAUAAGGAACUAUCUAAUUUAACUUUGUUUCAGAAUGAAGUUAGUACUGUCAAUGAUGAAAUAACUAAAGUUUCAGAUGUAAGUUAG